ACACAGUUAAGCACCUACGUAUACAAAUUUAACAAAUUUACUUCGAUUUGGCAUCAAGGAAUAAAGUUUUAAACAGCGGUUAAACACAGUUAUUGUGCAUUUGUUCGGCAUUCAACAAUUAUAAAAAAAAAAUUCUCAAAAAGCAUUCGUUUUGCACAACGUUGAGAUUUAGACCUAUCAUCCAAGUCCCAACGAUUUAUUUGCUAUUGGAAAUUAAGUGAUUGCCCCUAAAACCGAGAGCAGAAGCAACAUAGUGUGCAAAGGAGUUACAACACCUUAUCUGAGGACAUGUUUGUGACCUAAAUUCAGCAACCCCCAAUACAACCAGCUGAUAGCUACUUGCAAAAAGUAGCACAACCCAUUAGGCGAUAAAAAAGUGAAGGUCAUUAUAAUUUGAACGCGACGUUUAUGGAAAAUCGCCCGAGAUGCACCAGUCCAAUCAAUAUUUGAAUGAUAACGGAAUUAAUAGCAGCAACAACCGCAAUCACAACAACAACAAUAUCAAUAGAAUUGUCAACAAUGAGCACAAUUUGAGGCAUUGCAAUAAUGACAAUGCAUUCACCUACUUUAAGAACGGGAGUGCAAGUAGUCCGAUCUGGAAUUUAAAGAGCCCCAUCCGUGCAUCCAAUCGUAGUCCAGCAAAAACCACGAAAGCGUCAAGACAAAUAAAUAAAACCUACUAUGCUGUACCUGUAAUGGAACAAGGACCGUAUGCCAAUGCAUACCCCAAUUCGUUUGCACCGCGCAAGACGACGAUGACGUCGGCGGCCAACAACAAUAUCCACGCCUACCAGCCGCUACGCCAACAGCCCGCAGAUUAUUAUAAGGGACCCGUCCAGCAAAAGGCGCGACAUGGAUAUGGGCACAGUAAUAGCGCGCCCAACCAUCACGAAUCGGCACACUAUACGCAGGCAUCCCUUGAAAAGGAACAAUUCAAGAGGCAGCUAACGUCUCGAAGUACCUGCGAAUAUUUGGAUGACGACUCAACGUACUCCCACAGCCAUAGAUCUGCGGCCGCGGACCUGAACUGGGAAAAUAUGAUCUCUGAUCGUCAACGCUUUCAGUCGGCAGAUCAGCACUACGAGCAUUAUUUUUCGUAUUUUUACAAUCGUGCCCCAGAGAAGUUGCACAAAUCAAAAACAAAUACGAUACGGUCGUAUCAAACACCAAUGAGCUUAGUACAAGAGACAACGGGUAAACGAUCGUCGAGAAGGCCGGGAGCCCACAAUGAUAAUAAUCAAAAUAUAGAAUACGAUAGUUAUUUACUGAAGGAGAACAAUGAACUGCCGUUCGGCUACAAUGAUAGUGACUGGAUAGACUUCCCCAUCGAUGGAAUGGAGAACUCUGCAAUCAAAAUAGUCAAUGCUAAAGAUAUUUAUGAGGCAACGCCUCUUCGGGAUGAACAGUAUACCAAUGAAAGUAUACCCACUUCGCGCCGAUGCGUCAAACUGGGCGAUAUACACGAAAUAAGUAAUACGGGUGAGUCCGUGACAAUUAAAAGCAAUUUAGCAAAGAAAACACUCAAAGCCAAUGAGCCGCUGCCGUUGCCCCGUCUGCCGCUGACGCCCAAGAGAGGUCGAGGCGGACAAGCGGCUGCUAAGAAGGUGCUGCCCACUGUCCAUCGCGUCCUCUUGUACAAUAGUCAAAGCCCACGCUCGGCACGUAAGCAUCAUCCGUCGCCUAAUUUACGCAGCCAAAACGUAAAGCCUCAACCCAACCCUCAACCCAAAGGUCAAACUGCAGGCGCCAAUCAGGUCACGAACUAUAUACUGGAGGAGCCAGAUGAGAAGAACCGCGAGUUUCGCGAUGCUGAUUUCGAUAACGAUGAUGAUUUAGAUAACAUCUCGAAUUUCGAUGAUAGCGACACAGUGAGCAUAAGCUCCGACACGGAAGAUGGUUAUAGGGCACAUGCGUAUAAGCUGACGCACUCGAGCGAUCGUCUAUUAUCCUCACCCAAAGACUCUUCGACUCUGGUUUUUUCUCGGUCUUCCGAUGAGGACCUUUGCAAUCCAGAGUCCGUCUUGGUCUCCAGUCUCUUUCCAUAUGUGCCGCCCUAUCUAUCAUUUUCAUCGAACACCAAAAAAGGACCCAACGUCCCGCCAGAGCUGCACAGGAUCUUGAAAUGGCGGGUUACGAGCAUUAUGCCAAAAGUUGUUCGGCUCAUCUUGGCAAACAGUGGCAUGCGCAUGCUGAAAAAAACAAACGACUGGAUGGGUGUGUGGGGCAAGCAUUUGAAGUCGCCCUGCUUCAAAACGAUUCGCUCGUAUCAGAAAAUAAAUCACUUGCCUGGCUCCUUUCGCAUUGGACGUAAGGACUCCUGCUGGAAAAACUUGCAGAGGCAGAUGAGGAAACAUAGCAAUAGGGAGUUUGGCUUCAUGCCACGCACCUAUGUUAUCCCCAACGAUCUUUGCGCGCUGCGCAAACGUUGGCCAAAAUAUGCGCAACGUAACACGAAGUGGAUUAUAAAGCCACCGGCAAGCGCACGUGGUGCUGGCAUUCGUGUGGUGUAUCGUUGGGGUCAAAUACCCAAGCGACGACCUCUCAUUGUGCAGAAAUAUAUUGAACGUCCCCUACUUAUCAAUGGCAGCAAAUUCGACUUGCGCCUUUACGUUCUCGUAACCUCUGUCAAUCCGUUGAGAGUGUUUAUGUAUCACAAUGGCCUGGCACGUUUUGCUUCUGUUAAAUAUAGUGCCAAGGCGGAUACGUUAAAUGAUCGCUGCAUGCAUUUAACUAAUUAUAGCAUCAACAAGUUUUCAUCGAAUUACUCCAAGAAUGAGGAUGUGAAUGCGUGUCAUGGCCACAAGUGGACCAUUAAGUCGUUAUGGACAUAUUUGGCUAAUCGUGGUGUUCGCACAGAUGGCCUCUGGGAAGCCCUGAGGAGUCUGGUGUUGCGCACCAUUCUAGCUGGAGAGAAUGGCAUUAACAGCAUGAUAAGAGCAAAUGUUGAGUCCAAAUACAGUUGCUUUGAACUAUUUGGCUUUGAUGUAAUAUUAGAUUCGGAUCUGGUACCUUGGCUACUUGAGGUGAACAUCUCACCUAGUUUACAUUCCGAAUUGCCACUGGAUGCCCACGUUAAGGCGCCACUAGUGCAAGGCGUACUCAACACUGCCCUCUACAAUAUACCACCAAAACUGAGCCAGGAAAAGCAAAGGGAAUUAGCCGCAGAAUUUUGUUUCCCUGCUGGCACACAAAUGUGCUACGAUAAACGUAUGUACAUUAACUAUUUGUCGCGUGAAGAGAAAAACAAGCACAACACUUUCACACGGAAAAGCAUGGAGCAUCGGGAAGAGUACAUCGAUGCGAUUCUCGAAAAAUUGACUCCCGAUGACGUACGUUGCCUAAUUAUAGCGGAGGAUGAAUUGGCACGAUGCACACCACUCGAACGCAUCUUUCCUACAGACCAAACCUAUAAAUAUCUUAAAUACAAUGACACUCCACGCUAUUAUAAUCGCCUAUUGGACGCUUGGGAGUCACGUUAUGCUAAUAAUCGUACGGAAGGCAUUGCCUUACUGCGCGACUAUUGUCAAAGUAAAUAUCACUUGGAAGUUCCAGCUCCUCCUGCCAAAAAGGACUUGAACGUUAGCCCUGUUGAAGAGAGCACCGUCAAAAACGCGAUGUCUGUGCCGGAAGAAGUACUAGAAGCAUAAGAUUACUGGAUACCUACUAGUACUGCAAAUGCGAUCACAACAAAUUUUAAACAGAGAGAAGCAAAACACCUGCAUCAAGCAAACUGUUAAGAUUCACUUAUUGUUCAUCUUGCUAUACAAAAAGACUGAACAUUUAAUGGGUCAUCAUAAAUUCCUUGAGACACUUAGAAGUAACUUGUCAUCAUACAUCGAUGCCGGUUUAUCAAUCAACUACAUUACAUCUAAUUUUAAAGCUGAAAGCGUAUUCAAUGUGUUCGAAAACCAAGAAAAUUUGUUGUAUUAUUCAAUUCUAGGAUCCAAAUUUCUAUGUACGCCUAAUAAAAAUUUAUAA
Molecule: messenger RNA, 3978 nt
Organism: Drosophila navojoa
Lineage: Eukaryota; Metazoa; Arthropoda; Insecta; Diptera; Drosophilidae
Gene: TTLL4A
Product: Tubulin tyrosine ligase-like 4A
Biological process (GO): protein polyglutamylation; microtubule cytoskeleton organization
Cellular component (GO): ciliary basal body
Molecular function (GO): tubulin-glutamic acid ligase activity; tubulin binding
Source: RefSeq, a predicted model, not a curated record